Molecule: messenger RNA, 2730 nt
Organism: Pyrenophora tritici-repentis Pt-1C-BFP
Lineage: Eukaryota; Fungi; Ascomycota; Dothideomycetes; Pleosporales; Pleosporaceae
Source: RefSeq, a predicted model, not a curated record
AUGAACAAAGCUUUUGAAGACGGCGGCUUGGCUGCAAACGGCCUCUACCGGCUCAUCAGCACUGUGCGCGACACCCCUUCCAUCGGCCAGAUUGCACCAGGAGAAGGUCACCAAACCGAAUUGCGCCACAAAGCAUUAGACUUUGCUUUUGAUUUGCCCCUUUCUACGGUCAUCGUUACAGCCUUACCCGGAACCUUUCUCUGCGUCGUCCGCCAAUUACCGGAUUCUUGGGCGAGUAGACAUCAGACAUAUAUUGCGAACGCGUUACACUUCAUUGCACUCGCUAGUUGUGCGAAUCGAAAGCUCGAAGCCCACGACUUGGUGAUUGUUGUGUUUGUCAUGGUCGCGUUUGACAUGUUUCAGCGAGUGUUAGUCCGUGGGGAGGCCGACGCUACCAAGGCCGACGAAUCAGAAGAACAACCCCAGCAAAUGUCGCCUGUUGAAACCGUUGGAGCUCCAACCCGCUCUAUUCCAGUCAAUUUGGCUGGCACAUCGUCUGCUAAGGCGACAAGUGUCAAGGUUGAAGAGUCCGAGCCCGUCUUACCUUCCCAACUAGUGGCAGCUGACACAAUCCCGACUGCAUACGACUUCAAGGAUAGAGAGAUCGUGCGACUGCAACGUUCGCUCACUGAGACAAAAACAUCCCACAAGGCCAAGGAAGUACAGCUCCGGAUCACCAAAGAAGAGCUUCAUAAUGCACGCGAGGCGCUGAACAAGACCUUCACAGAAUACACGGGCCUCCGCGAAGAGCUCAAGAUCAUUAAGCAGAAUUUGGGACGAGACCAUCAGGCCAUCGUAUACCGGAAGGACAUCGAGCUCUUUGCGCUUCGUAAGGGCAACGAGCAAAAGGACAAGUACAUUCUGGAACGCGACAUUCAGCUGGAAGAGAUGGCCCGUCAGCACAAGACAACCAUCGAAGUCAAAGACGCCCAGUUAAAGCUGAUGAAGGAGCGGCUAAUCUCCGUGGAGCGACAAUUAAGCCCACGAUUUAGCGAGGAAGACGGAGAGAAUGCGCUCGAGGUCAGACUAUUACGAGUCAGGAAAGGCAGAGCGUCACUCGAAGCUGAGGACGAGAAGGAUGCACUCAUCGCGAGACUACAAGCACAACUGACAGUAUCCAACACCACGAAUGAGGAAAUCGUCAACCAGCAGGCUGAGCUUCAAAGAGCAUGGGAUAUUGCCAAGAAGAUUCAGAAAGCCCUAAAGGAAGAACGAGAGAGGCAUGAACAAACACGGGAAGACCUGGAGAGUGCCGCGGCCAAGCUUUCGGAAGUCGAACCACAGACCCGGAGCCGAGCAGACUCUGCGCCCAGUCGAUUGCCGACCAUCGAUGAGGACGAGCAUGACAAGAAUGAGCUCGAGGCCAUGUUUGACAGUACUCAGCAAGAGAACCUUCGCCUGUAUGCUGAGGUAGCUGCUCUCGAGAAGCGAUUGACAGACGCAAACGCACGCUUGUUCACCGCGAUACAAGAAGUUGAAGCGCUACGAGAACAACUCGCACAAGAGCAGACCGUCAACGACGACUUUGAGGCUGCACGUCCAAGCGUCGUGCACCGCGUACAUUUUCAGCGUAUGGAAGGACAACUUGCAGAGGCUCGGGAUGCGGUGGCAGCUAAAGAGGAGGAGAUUGAGCUUCUCAGGAACACCAUUGCCGAAAAAGACCACUACGUCAAGGACUUGAAGGGAGAAGUUGAUGCUGCCGUCAACUUCCAUACCCAAGACCAAGACGAGAUCGAUCGCCUCAAGCAAACUAUUGCUGAUCUGCAGGCAACAAAGUACCAGCUCAUGCUUGAUCAUGAGCGGCUCGUCGCCCAACGCCCUCGCCAGCACGUCAUCUCAUUAGACCCCAUAGAUCGCACUGAACGAGUAGACCGUACAGAUCGUACAGAACGUGCAGAGCGUAUCGAUCGCACAGAGCGUGGAGAGCGUUCAUCAGCUCGGUCCAGCGGCGCAACUCUCAUCCAAGAACUCAGCCCCUCAGCACGUGUCUCCCAAGAACCCAUGCCAGUCGAAUCUAUGCCCGCGAUGCCCGCCGUGACUGAGCGCGAAGGCAGCAUCCAAAAAACACCAGCCCGCCACCUUCGCAGCAAAAGCACACCGAAAGCGAUACCAGCCCGCUGGACGCUGAUGUCGCAAGACGCACCACCACCAGAGCUGCGCGAGCUGAAGACUACCCAACGCCGCAGCCUCAACCUCAAGGGCAUGAUGCACAAGUUCGUCGGCAAGCACGCCGAGCCCGAGAAGCAAAAAGCUUCCGAGGGCCCCACCGCCGCCGAAACACAGCUCGCAAAGGAGAAGGAAGCCAAGCUUAUGAAGAGAGACAACUCCAUGAUGAGACGCGCACUCGCACCAAGAGACAGAAACGUCUCCGCGAGGCCAAUGACUUCCACUGGCGUUACCUCGCUCACCGGGAUGACGAAGCCGAGAGCAGCAUCGCAGCCGCUGGGUUCGACUACAAGUUUGAGCAUGGCUUCUGAUGCCAAGGCGCAGAGCCCGCGGCCCCCAAUUACCAGACGCAGUACGCCGAUGGUGCCGCGGUACUAUGCCUCUGCUGAGGAGGAAGCGGACGCGAAGAAGGACGAGAAGGAGAAGGAGAAUGCCGCGGCCAAGGGCAAAGACGCGGAUAGGCCGUCAACUGGGGUCCCCGCCGCGCCGAAAGAGCCAUCGAAGCAUAAGAGUCGGUUGAGUUGGAGUGCGACAAACAAACUGAAGAGGCGAUCACUUUAUUAG